GAAGAAGUUUUUAAAGUGAAGAAAUCAAGUUACAGCAAAAAGAUCGUAAAACAGUUGAAGAAAGAAUACAAGGAAGAUCUCGAAAAAUCAAAAGUUAGAACAGAGGUCAAUUCUCCAACAGAUGUCGAAGCACCACUAGAAAAGACAGGACAGAUUAAGGAUAUAGGCCAAGAAGAUGGGACUGCAAACAGUGAGCAUGGUGAAGAAGAAAUGGAAGUUGAAAGUGAGAAGGAAGAAGAAAAGCCCAAAGCUGGUGGGGCGUUUUCAAGUGCUCUGUCAUCACUGAAUGUUCUCCGCCCAGGAGAAAUUCCAGAUGCUGCUUUUAUUCAUGCCGCUAGGAAAAAGCGCCAAAUGGCUCGCGAGCUCGGAGACUUUACCCCCGUUGACAGUGAACCAGGUAAAAGCCGCCUUGUUCGAGAGGAUGAGAAUGAUGCCAGUGAUGAUGAAGAUGAUGACGAGAAGAGGAGGAUAGUUUUCACAGUGAAAGAAAAAUCCCAAAGGCAAAAGAUUGCUGAGGAAAUAGGUAUCGAGGGAAGCGAUGAUGAAGCACUGGUGGCAGGGGAGCAAGAUGAAGAACUCAGUAGAUGGGAGCAAGAGCAGAUAAGAAAAGGAAUCAACAUACCCCAGGUUCAACCAAGUCAGCCUGCUGAAGUGAAUAAUCUGUACUACCAGAACACUUACCAGACACUGUCUUAUGGUUCAUCAUAUGGCAUUCCAUACACCUAUGCUGCCUAUGGAUCAUCGGAAGCCAAGUCUCAAAAAACAGAUAAUACAGUUCCUUUCAAAACUCCCAGUAAUGAGAUGACUCCUGUUACUAUUGAUUUGGUAAAGAAACAGCUUAAAGACAGGUUGGACUCUAUGAAAGAAAUGCACAAAGCUAAUCGGCAGCAAUAUGAGAAACACCAGCAAAGCCGAGAGGACUCUACCAAGGCAAUUGAAAGAUUAGAAGGGUCUUCUGGGGGUAUUGGUGAACAGUAUAAGUUUUUGCAAGAAAUGCGAGGGUAUGUCCAAGACUUGCUUGAGUGUUUCAGUGAAAAGGUGCCUCUGAUUAACGAGCUUGAAUCUGCAAUGCACCAGCUGUACAAACAGCGAGCUUCCCGCCUUGUCCAAAGACGACAAGAUGAUAUUAAAGAUGAAUCUUCGGAGUUUUCAAGCCAUUCAAAUAAAGCACUGAUGGCACCAAAUCUUGAUUCUUUCGGGCGAGACAGAGUGAUCUAUCAAGAACAAGUCAAGCGUCGAACUGCAGAAAGAGAGGCUAGAAGAGCUCGCCGUAGACAAGCAAGAGAGCAAACUGGGAAGAUGGCAGAUCACCUUGAAGGCCUUUCCAGCGAUGAUGAGGAAACUUCAACAGAUAUCACAAACUUCAAUUUGGAGAGAGAUCGUAUAUUGAAAGAAUCCAGCAAAGUUUUCGAAGAUGUUUUGGAAAGCUUUUACUCCAUCGAUUGUAUCAAGUCACAGUUUGAAGCUUGGCGUUCCAAAUACUUUGCCUCUUAUAAGGAUGCUUAUAUUGGCCUCUGUUUACCAAAGCUGUUUAACCCUUUAAUCAGACUUCAGCUGCUUAUCUGGACUCCUUUGGAGGGCAAGUGUCGAGAUUUUGAAACAAUGUUGUGGUUUGAGUCAUUGCUGUUUUAUGGUUGUGAAGAACAAGAGCAAGUGAAAGAUGAUGCUGACAUUUCACUGUUGCCUACCAUUGUAGAGAGAGUUGUUCUUCCUAAAUUAACAGUGAUUUCAGAAAAUAUCUGGGAUCCUUUUUCUACCACACAGACAUCUAGAAUGGUAGCAAUUGUACAGAAACUAGUGGAUGGAUAUCCCUCAGUGGUGAAUGCAGAAAACAAAAAUACACAAAUGCUUUUAAAGGCAUUGCUGCUUAGAAUGAGGAGAACACUAGAUGAUGAUGUAUUCAUGCCCUUGUAUCCAAAAAACAUCUUAGAAAACAAGAACUCUGGUCCAUAUUUGUUUUUCCAACGUCAGUUUUGGUCCUCUGUUAAG
Messenger RNA from Acanthisitta chloris (rifleman), 1989 nucleotides. RefSeq names its product PAX3 and PAX7 binding protein 1 (gene PAXBP1). Gene Ontology annotation, cellular component: nucleus; U2-type post-mRNA release spliceosomal complex. NCBI's taxonomy places the organism in Eukaryota, Metazoa, Chordata, Aves, Passeriformes, Acanthisittidae. The annotation marks the transcript as partial. The transcript has 14 exons. The record is from RefSeq and is a predicted model, not a curated record. Gene Ontology annotation, molecular function: DNA binding. Gene Ontology annotation, biological process: spliceosomal complex disassembly; mRNA splicing, via spliceosome; positive regulation of transcription by RNA polymerase II.